Hibiscus syriacus is the source of this 804-nucleotide messenger RNA. Its product is annotated as AP-2 complex subunit sigma-like. The coding region runs from base 94 to 576 and encodes 160 amino acids. Gene Ontology annotation, cellular component: intracellular membrane-bounded organelle; AP-2 adaptor complex. NCBI's taxonomy places the organism in Eukaryota, Viridiplantae, Streptophyta, Magnoliopsida, Malvales, Malvaceae. Gene Ontology annotation, biological process: clathrin-dependent endocytosis; protein transport. Gene Ontology annotation, molecular function: clathrin-cargo adaptor activity. The record is from RefSeq and is a predicted model, not a curated record. The transcript is spliced from 6 exons.
UCGACCAUCCGAGAAACUUGAAAAUAUAACAUUUUGGAGCUCUAGAUUUUCGGUCUCUGCCUAUCAACUCCUCAGAAUUCAUUGGCUCCGAAAAUGAUCCGAUUUAUGUUGUUGCAAAACAGGCAAGGCAAGACUCGUCUGGCCAAAUACUACGUUCCUCUCGAGGACUCCGAGAAGCACAAAGUCGAAUACGAGGUUCAUCGAUUGGUGGUUAACAGGGACCCCAAAUUUACUAAUUUCGUGGAGUUUCGUACGCACAAGGUAAUCUACAGGCGGUAUGCCGGAUUGUUUUUCUCAUUGUGUGUCGACAUAACGGAUAAUGAGUUGGCAUAUUUGGAGUCUAUCCAUUUAUUUGUGGAGAUAUUGGACCACUUUUUCAGCAAUGUUUGCGAGCUCGACUUGGUUUUUAAUUUCCACAAGGUUUAUCUGAUACUCGAUGAAUUCAUUCUUGCUGGAGAGCUUCAAGAAACAAGCAAAAAGAGGCAAUGCAAAUAUUUGAUGGCUUGGAAACCAGCACUGAGGUUAGUCUUGUUGCAUAUUGCAGGCUAUAAUAGAAAGAAUGGGGGAACUGGAUAAACUUGAUUAAAAAUGACUCUGCAUGAAAGACAAAUGGUGCUAUUUGUGUCAAAUACUUAUCUUAUUUUUUGUUGUCUGUUUUGCACAGCUAAAUCUUUAUUGUGUUAUUGGGAACCUGAAAUACAGAGCUUCCCUUCAAUCCGAUCCCCUUUUCCCGAUGUAGACCUUGUAAUGAUACUUUGUUUAAAUUGGAGAAGUUUUAUUUGGUAAAAUUUGACCUUCCUUUUA